Dermatophagoides pteronyssinus (European house dust mite) is the source of this 3549-nucleotide messenger RNA. RefSeq names its product SHC-adaptor protein (gene Shc). The record is from RefSeq and is a predicted model, not a curated record. Gene Ontology annotation, molecular function: receptor tyrosine kinase binding. Gene Ontology annotation, biological process: cell surface receptor protein tyrosine kinase signaling pathway; intracellular signal transduction. Gene Ontology annotation, cellular component: plasma membrane. Lineage: Eukaryota; Metazoa; Arthropoda; Arachnida; Sarcoptiformes; Pyroglyphidae.
UGUGCAGUUGUAGUGUAUGUUGUUCAUGUGUUAAUUUUGUUUUGUUUUUUUUUCUCGAAUCUGUCAUUAAUAUCCAUCGAUAUGUGCUGAUUUGUUUGGGAUGUUGUUGAUAUGUGUGUGUGUGUGUGUGUUUUUGUUGUUCGUGAUGAAUUAGCCCAUUUUAAUUUCUUAAACGCACACAAACACAACUGUGAUUCUCAACCAAGAAUCAAAUGGCGAGCUGAUCAUUUUGUUUUAUUAUUAUUUGCCUGCAUUUUCAUAUUGUUCAACAAAAUAGUGUUUUGUUAUUGUUUUUAUAAAGUUUUUUUUUCUGGCAUUCCACACGCAUCUAUACCCAUUUUUUCGUUUUGUGUGUAAAGAAUUUUAUUUUAUUUUAUAACAAUCAUGUUGUUCUGUUUAGGUGCAUCAGUUCCCAAAGAAGAUGAAUAUCAUUUUCUAAGCGAAGAAAACGAUGAAGAUGAUGAUGAUAUCGAUGGUAUUGGUCAUUGUUUAAUGGUUGGUCAUCAUCAUCAUAAUCAUCAUUCAAAAGCUUGUGACAUAGAUUUGGAUUGUGAUACGGCCAAUGCUGGACAAUUGAUCGAUUUAGCUGCUGUAGCCGCUGCCGCUGCAGCUGUUGUUUCAGAUAGCAAAAGUCAAGAAUCAAAUGAUAAUUGUAUAAACGCAGGUCUUUUAGCGGCAGCCGUUCAACAACAACAACAGCAACAAUGUUCAUGUUUUAAAUCGCAGUCAUCGGUCAAUUGUUCUAGUCUUCGACAUGUCAAUCAACUAAAUUAUCGACGAAAAUUUCGUAAAUUGUCAUUUUCACCCCAUCAUCAUUCAACACCAUCAAAGUUCGUCGACACUAAUUCAUCGUCACCAUCAUCAUCAUCCUCAUCAACAUCAUCUUUAGCCAAUCAUCAAUCUGGUGGUAGUAAUUCAGUUAAUAGCACAUCAGUGCCAUCGUUGCCUAUCGGUAAUAGCAACAAUAAUACUAGUGCUGCAUCUGCAUUUCUUUCCAAAUUAGGCCCAAUUCAAUUAGGCCGUAAACUUAGUCAGCUAAGAAAUUCUGCGCUUUCUAAUGUUUCUUCAUCGCAUUCGUCUGCCGUAGCUAAAGGUACAGAAAAUCUACAACGUGAAGCAUUACGUAAAUCAAACGAAUCAGGACAAUAUAAUCUUGAUAAUUCACAACGUUAUAUUCGUUUACCACCAUCUCCACAUUCGAAAAAAUUCUCUACAACCAUAAACGUUAGCCAACGAUCGUCCAGUCCGAUUGGUGAGAAAAAUAUCCAUAAAUCUAAAUGUAAUAACAACAACAAUAGCAUUAACAAAAGUUCCCUGUCAUCAAAACAAUCACCAUCGAACAUUAUCGACUCAUUAUUAAUGUGUGAUGCUCUAGCAUCAUCACCGAUACAAUCGAUAUCAACACCGGUCAAUAAUAAUCAUCAUUCAAACUCCCCAUCAUUAACAUUACACACCAAAACAACCUCGAGUAGAUCUUGUACAUCUUCACCAUCAUUAUCAUCAUCAUCAUCAACGAUUUCUCCUAUACCAACACCACCUCCCCCUUUACCGCCGCAUCAUCAUCAACCAUUGAAUUCUUUAGCUCCGAAUAUAGUUCCACGUAGUGCCAAUAACAAUCCACCACCUCGUCCAAAAGCUGAUAAGCCAAACAAACAUCAACAGUUGUCAAACAUGUCGUCCUCAACUUCAGCCACCAUCAAUAUGAGUCGUUCAUCGUUAACUAAUAACGUUGCCGUAUCAUCUCCGACAACAAGUUUGGUAUCAUCGAUACCAUCGAAUGUAUCCGGUAGUAAUGUAAAUCAUAGUCAGCAUGUUACAAAUGGCGUUCAAAAUGAAUCAUUUUCUUCUCGAUCAUGUAAAUGUGCUCCUUCAUCUACAAUUUCCUCAUCUACCACAACACAACCAUCAUUAAAUCAAUGUGCCACUUGUUCACCAUCAACAGGAGGAAAUCCUGUGACCACUGCUGGUUCCAGCAAUGCUUCAAACAAUCAGCAAACAACAAGCAACAAUCUAAAUAGUCAUCACCAUCAUCAACAACAUCAACAAUUCAUCAAUAAGCCACCACGUGGUUGGCUUCAUCCGGAUCAUAAGUUGACCGAUACGGAUGGCCCAGGUGUUACAUAUACUGUCAGAUACAUUGGUUGUUUAAGUGUCAAUACAUCAAUGAAAAGUUUAGAUUUUCAAACACGUUCAUUGAUUGCCAAAGAAUCGAUAAAUCGCGUUUGCGAAUCAGCCGGUUUGAAAACGGUGGAUAAAAAACGUCGUGUUGAUAAAAGAAUUGCCGGAAUGUUGGCCGAUACACCCAAUAUGGAACAUGCUGGUGUUGAUGCAAAUCUUUCGAUUACUAUUUCAUAUCUUACAUUAACGUUAGCUGAAACGGGUGAACCUUUGGCCAAACAUGAGAUGCCAAACAUUUCUUUCGCAUCAGGUGGUGAUACGGAUACACUUGAUUUUGCUGCAUAUGUUGCCAAAGAUUCACGGUUUGAACGAGCCUGUUUUGUUCUUGAAUGUGAAGAUGGUCGAGCUCAAGAAGUUAUUACAACUAUUGGACAAGCAUUUGAAUUAAGAUUCAAUGAAUUUCUCAAAAGAAAUCCAUUGUCUACCGAAAGGCUAGAACAUAUUCAUCAAGGAACAAAUAAUAGUCAUAAAACAGCCAUAAGUAACAAUAACGACAAUUCUCAAAUAACUCCUGCACAAAGGAUCGAAGAUCGUGAAUAUUAUAACGACUUGCCUGGCAAAAUUCCUCCUGACAUAGUGACAAUAAACAACGGUAUCACAAAUAAAAUGAUAACUCCCCCUAUGGCCGCACCUCGGAACAAAAAACCAUCAAUAAAUUCUACAACGGCUACAACCAGUAAUAAUCCGCAAGAAGAACAAAUCAAUCUUAUUGAUUUGAAUGAUGAUCUAAAACCAUCUUUGAAUUCAUCAGCUUGUAAUAGUAAUCUAUUGAAUAAAAAUAUUUUGCCCACCGAUCCCCGAUAUGUCAAUUGUGGAACAUCUGAAACAACUGCUGCGACCACUUCCAUAGCUGAUAAAGAUCCUUUUGAUAUGCAACCUUUCAACAAUGCUCUUGCCGUUCAUGUAUCAUCCACCACUACAGGUCAGUCAUCGCAAAGCCUGCCAUCCACGUCGGGUUUACAAAAACUGGAUUAUGCUCCUAAUUGUGAUCUACAUAAAGAAGAUUGGUUCCACGGAUCAAUAUCUCGUAAAGAUAGUGAAGCAUUGGUAACACGAGAUGGCGAUUUUUUGGUUCGUGAAUCACAAGCAUCACCUGGUCAAUAUGUCCUAACCGGAAUGCAAGGUGGUCAUCGUAAACAUCUAUUAUUGGUCGAUCCUGAAGGAGUGGUACGAACAAAAGAUAAAACAUUCGAAAGCGUUAGUCAUUUGAUCAAUUAUCAUCGAAAUAAUGGCUUACCAAUCAUUUCCUCUGAAAGUGCUUUGGUUCUCAAGAAUCCUAUUAUCACUUCAAAAAAACAUUAAUUCAAAGUUCCAUUAUCAUUUUGAAAAUUCAAACUAAUGAAUUAAAUUCGAUCAAUGAAAAAGGAUUAU